Messenger RNA from Pseudogymnoascus destructans, 1390 nucleotides. Its product is annotated as Transcription initiation factor IIA small chain (TFIIA 13.5 kDa subunit). Gene Ontology annotation, molecular function: TBP-class protein binding; RNA polymerase II general transcription initiation factor activity. The record is from RefSeq and is a predicted model, not a curated record. Gene Ontology annotation, cellular component: transcription factor TFIIA complex. Gene Ontology annotation, biological process: transcription initiation at RNA polymerase II promoter; RNA polymerase II preinitiation complex assembly. The transcript has 3 exons. The coding region runs from base 377 to 1141 and encodes 254 amino acids. Lineage: Eukaryota; Fungi; Ascomycota; Leotiomycetes; Thelebolales; Thelebolaceae.
AGGGGGAAGUAGGGCGUGGGAUGCGGCGAAGAAUGAGAAGAUGUCCAGGGCAGCGGGGUUGGCGGGGAGGGGGGCGAAGUGAUGAGGAUUUCAUGGAUCUAUGUAUAUGAUAAUGCGGAGAUUCUCAGAGGAUGGAUUUUCGCCCGGGGUGUUAUUUCAAACCGCUGCGAGGAAAUCUGCAGGAGCGAUGGGUUGUUACCGUUCCUGCUCUAAAUCCAGCCAGCUAUGAAGUUAUGACAAGAGCAGUAAGAGCUCAUCGCCCCUGCCACAAGAAACAUAGUCCAAGUGACAAUGUCCCACUCUGUUUACAAUUGAAACAGAACAAUAUAUUAGAAAGAAUCCAUGAACGGGGGCUUUAUUAUCCAUAGACAGUGGGAUGUACAAUUCCCUCUUCAAUCUCUACCGGCCACAACCCCAUUCAAUCCGUCAGGCGGCAAUAUUCUCUACAUACCACGAGGUUUCUAUACGCAACGAACUCUUCACAUAUCACGAACACUUCACCAACCACACGGUAUCACUGACCUCAAGAGGCGUUUGCCUAUCGCCGCAAGCACCCCCUACCAUCUUAACUGAGCUCACCCGCUUCCAAUUCACCCAAAUCUCAUCGCCUUUACCAAGCAACCCUCCGGAUCGACCAAGUCUAAUCGUCUCCUUCACCAAAAGCAUCCACCUUCCAAAUCAACCAGACCCAAUGGCUUCCUCAGACGUAGAGUCGUCAGUUUAUUUUCAUACCAGCCUCUGCAAAACCCUCUGCGACACCAUCGACGAUCUCAUCUGUGCUGGCCGCAUCGAGCCACAGCUCGGCGCGAAACUUCUCAAGAACUUCGUGCCGAGUGUCAAGAAGGCAUUUGCAGAGCAUGUGAGGGAGGUUGUGAACAUGAAGGGCCGGCUGCAGUACUACCGCAACUAUGAGGACAAAUGGUGGUGGGUUGUGCGCGACUGCACAGUCAAGCUCCGGGCAGGAGUUGACGCGGAGAUGUUGCGCGUAGAUAAGUUGCGGAUUGUAGGGUAUCCAGCUGGGGAUGAACUGAAUGGAAAGAAGGGAGGCGGUUUGGAGGCGGUUGAAGGGAAGAUCAAACAGAAGAUCAAGCGGAAGAUCAAGGGGGAGACCAAGCAGGAGACCAAGCAGGAGACCAAAUAAGAUGUACAAUGGGCCAGGCUGAGGUGGAUUUCGAAGGGCAAUGGUGCAUAUAAGUGCGGAGGGGUUUGAAGGAAAUGGACGUCGAGCCGGACCCCUAUGUUUUAUGGUUUGCCCUAAAUUAUUAGAUACAGGGCUCGUAAUCGUUCGAAACUGCAUCUAUAUAUUACGGAUAUAGUCUGAGUAUCAUCGCCGUAGGCAUAUAUAUUCUGGUUAUGUCAUGGCAUAUGGAAAACUAAACUUCAUUAUAAG